UGUUUGUUUUGAUGGUUACUCUGACAUUAUUGCAUUCAUUCAUGCAUUUGAUUCUCCUUCCUAUCUUAUUAUUAAUACCCUCCUUCACUUCCUCUCUCUGCAAUCUUUCAUUACACAACCUUCUCUUACUGCAAUGGCUUCAAAAGCCUUAACCACUGGUUCUCACUCCCGAAACGGACACCGUUUUUCACACUGCGACUCGGAUGAGGAAAAUAGAGACUACAAUCAGCAGAAGUGGAAACACAAUGAUCAAGCUUUAUCUUCGGCUGGAAGUGUUGCUAGUAAGGAUUUUGAAGAGCAGAAAGAAUUCGACUAUAAUGAAGAGAAAGGGAAAGGAAAACAAGAAAAGAGAAGUCUUAUGAGCAAUGACAUAGGGGAAGAUGAUUACCUUUUGGCUGAGUCGAGGCAGCCACUGUGGCGAAAAAUACCGAUAGCUUCAAGCCUAAUCAAUCCGUAUCGCAUAGUCAUAGUCACGCGUCUCGUUGUCCUAGUUUUCUUCUUCCACUUCCGCAUCACAACACCGGUGCACGAUGCAUAUGCCUUAUGGAUAAUCUCUGUGGUGUGCGAAAUAUGGCUCUCUUUGUCUUGGAUAGUAGACCAAUUCCCCAAGUGGUUCCCCAUGACUCGCGAAACUUACUUGGAACGCUUGUCCAUGAGGCUUGAGCGCGAAGGCAAACCAAACCUUCUAGCUCCAAUAGACGUCUUUGUUACCACUGCAGACCCUUUGAAAGAACCACCUAUUAUUACAGCAAACACAGUUCUAUCAAUCUUGUCUGUUGAUUAUCCUGUUAACAAAGUUAGCUGCUAUGUCUCUGAUGACAGUGCAUCUAUGCUUCUAUUUGAUACCUUAACAAAAACUUCUCAGUUUGCAAGAACUUGGGUUCCCUUUUGUAACAAGUACAACAUUGAGCCAAGGGCACCUGAGUCUUAUUUCUCUCAGAAAGUUGAUUACUUGAAAGACAAGGUUCAUCCUACUUUCGUAAAGGAUCGCAGGGCCAUGAAGAGAGAGUAUGAAGAAUUCAAGGUGAAAAUCAAUGUACUAGUGGCAAAGGCUCAGAAAAAACCAGAAGAGGGCUGGGUGUUGCAAGAUGGUACUCCAUGGCCUGGAAAUAACACUGACAAUCAUCCAGGAAUGAUUCAGGUUUGUCUGGGAAGUUCCGGUGCACUAGACAACAAAGGCAAGGAGCUACCACGACUUGUGUAUGUUUCACGCGAGAAAUGUUCCGGCUAUCAACACCACAGGAAAGCUGGUGCCAUGAAUGCUCUACUUCGAGUUUCUGCUGUUCUUAGCAAUGCACCUUUUGUGUUGAAUCUGGAUUGUGAUCAAUACAUCAAUAAUAGCAAGGCUCUUAGGGAGGCUAUGUGUUUCCUAAUGGACCCUCUACUUGGAAAGAAGGUCGCUUACGUCCAAUUUCCACGAAGGUUUGAUGGAAUCGACUGCAACGAUAGAUAUGCUAAUCACAACACUGUAUUCUUUGAUAUCAACAUGAAAUGCCUUGAUGGGAUUCAAGGUCCAGUUUAUGUUGGUACUGGAUGUGUUUUCAACAGGCAGGCAUUAUACGGCUAUAAGCCACUAUCUGAUAAAAGGCGAAAGACGAGCUUUUGUUGUUGGCCUUUAUGCUGCUGCUGUUGUUCUGGUGACUCUCCCUCCGCGUUUGAUGGUGAAGAGAGUGAUGAUGAACUUGAAAACUGUAAUGAGCAAGAGGAAUCAUCCUUCAUGUCCCUCAAAAUAUUUGAGAGAAAGUUCGGAGAGUCACCGGUUUUCAUCGCUUCUGCCUUGAUGGAAGAUGGUGGACUUCCAAAAGGCACGAAUACCCAAAUACUAAUGAAGGAAGCCAUUCAUGUUAUAAGUAUUGGCUAUGAAGAGAAAACUGAAUGGGGCAAAGAGAUAGGGUGGCUUUAUGGUUCAGUGACAGAAGAUAUCUUGACAGGGUUUAACAUGCAUUGUAGAGGAUGGAAAUCAGUGUACUGCAUGCCUAAGAGAGCAGCUUUUAAAGGAUCUGCUCCUAUAAACCUAUCAGACAGAUUACACCAAGUUCUGAAAUGGGCUUUGGGUUCUACUCAGAUUUUCUUCAGUGGCUAUUGUCCAUUGUGGUAUGGCUAUAGUGGAAAACUAAAAUGGCUUCAACGGCUGGCCUACAUGAAUACUAUCGUUUAUCCGUUCACUUCAAUUCCUCUGUUAGUCUACUGCACAAUUCCGGCUAUCUGUCUUCUCACUGGAAAGUUCAUCCUCCCCACUCUGACAAACCUUGCAAGCAUUUGGUUAAUGGCUCUAUUUAUCUCUAUCAUUUUAACUUGUGUGCUCGAGCUCCGUUGGAGUAAGGUUAGCAUUCAUGACUGGUGGCGCAACGAGCAAUUCUGGGUCAUUGGAGGUGUUUCUGCACACCUUUUUGCAGUGUUUCAAGGCCUCCUUAAAGUUGCAGGACUAGACGCAAAUUUCACUGUGCGAACAAAAUCAGCGGACGGCGAUGAAUUUGGGCAGCUCUAUCUCUUCAAGUGGACCACUCUUCUCAUCCCACCAACAAGUAUUGUAAUCUUGAAUAUGGUGGGAAUUGUUGCUGGAGUCUCUGAAGCCAUUAACAAAGGUUAUGAUUCAUGGGGACUUUUGUUUGGGAAGGUUUUUUUCUCCUUCUGGGUCAUUGUUCACUUGUAUCCUUUCCUCAAAGGUCUAAUGGGAAGGCAAAACAGAACACCCGUCAUAGUAAUUCUCUGGGCAACACUUCUAGCAUUGAUUUUCUCGAUGAUUUGGGUGCAGAUCGAUAUUUUCUUGCCCAAGCACAAAGGUCCAGUACUCCAACAAUGCGGGGUAGAAUGCUAAGGCCGUAGAAAAGGGGUGUUCUUCCCAUUUCAUCUGAUGUUUGUUGUUUCACUUGAGUACUUACCUUUAUGAGAAAGUGAAGAAUCAAUAUUUAUGAUGCAAGAUUCAUCAAUUAAUUGAAAAGUAAAGAUAGCUUUGUAACAUAUGAUAUGAUUUCUUAUCAUCAUCCUAGAAGCAUGAAAUAUGAUUUAUGGUGCAAGAUUGCUUUGUAAUGUUAUCAUUGAAUCAUGAUAUGAUUUAUGGUGCAAGAAUCACCUGUAAAUUAAAAAUUAAAAUCUAAAGACUGUUUUGUAACAUAUAUGACAUGA
This is a messenger RNA of Cicer arietinum (chickpea), 3126 nucleotides long. Its product is annotated as cellulose synthase A catalytic subunit 4 [UDP-forming]. Gene Ontology annotation, cellular component: membrane. Gene Ontology annotation, biological process: cellulose biosynthetic process. The record is from RefSeq and is a predicted model, not a curated record. Lineage: Eukaryota; Viridiplantae; Streptophyta; Magnoliopsida; Fabales; Fabaceae. Gene Ontology annotation, molecular function: cellulose synthase (UDP-forming) activity.